GAAAUUUAUUCAAAUUUUAACAGCCCAAUAAAUAAUACGCGCUGUUAUGAUCGUUCCGCGGAUUUCUACGCCUUAGAUAUUGCCUUCCCUGACGGAUAUGCAGAUGAGGGUUGAGAAUCUCUUACCGCAUCAUCGAAGGAAUGUGAAAUAGAUUGACCCUCUCGGGUACCGUUUCUCCGUACCCACCGCGGUAUUCGGCUUCACGUCAAGUGCGUGGGAGGACAGAAACGUAUCUACGGCUGGACCGGAAUUGCUUCCGUGCUUCGUCGCGACAACCGACCUAGACAUUGAGUUAAUGACUGAGUCAUCGAUCCGGGAAGAAUCAAUAAUCACUUCUCAAGGCUUCACGUGUCCAGAGAUAACACCCGACUUGGCUGAGGCGCUGACAAAAUUACAGAGUCUGUCAAAAAUACCAAAUCAGAGUGACAAAAUUAAUUUGGUAUUGCACACAAGAUCAGAAGACAGAACGAUUGCGCAAAACGGCCACCUCGUCGAUAUCCGAAAUUCGAGUUUCAACCCAGAAAGAAAGACAGUUGUUAUCAUUCAUGGCUUCUUGACAGAUUCAGCGCCUAAUUGGAUGGGACCAUUGGUCGCUGCCUACUUGGUUUACGAAGAUGUUAACAUAAUUAUUGUGGACUGGAGUAUGUUCACGGUCAGCGGGGAUUAUCUCGGUGCCGCUAGUAAUGUUGCAAAUACUGCCCAACAAGCUGCUGAUUUGUUUGGAGACAUUGUUAAGGAAUUUGGAGAUACCAUUUCCUGGCAGGGCAUACACAUGAUUGGGUUUAGUCUGGGUGCACAUGUAGCAGCGAAUAUAGCUCGCAAAUUGCAUAAUUACCAGAAAGUAUGGAAUAUUUCGCGAAUCACAGGACUAGAUCCUGCAGGUCCGUGUUACCAGAAUAAUCCCUGGAGGUUGGAUAAAAGUGUCGCACCAUUCGUUGAUGUCAUUCAUACUAAUGGAGAUCCAAAUGCCAAUAUGCCAUUCGGUAUAAUAGAACCCAUAGGUCAUGUCGAUUUUUAUGUCAAUGGUGGAGACGUUCAACCGGAAUGUGUUCAGCUCGACAGCUUUCUAGAAAAGCUGAUAGACGUCUUCCUUCCGGGAUUGAGCUGCGCCAAAUGCAGCCAUGAGAAAGCUACCCUAUACUUUAUCGCAUCCCUAGAGUUAGAGAAUGCGAGGACAGUAUCUCCAUUGUUGGGCAUCAAGUGGAAUCGGAGGGACUUAUCCACAGCAUUGGAUUUUAUUUACAACAAUACAUGCACCACCAAGUGCAUGCCGAUGGGUAUUAACGCACACAAUCGUGACCAAGAUUCAUCCGGAAUUUAUUUUGUUCCCGCAGGACCCGAAAAACCGUUCAAUGAAAUUACCGAAUAUGACAAGCGCAUAAUCGCGAACCAGUUGAGAAUAAAAAUAUAGCCCGACUCCUUCAGAUGUUCACCUCCGAAAAUACGACACAGAUUUCCCCACAUUAGGAUAACCAGAAGCCCAAAUCCAAUCAAAUAAAUCAACACCAGAUAAUUCCAACAAUCCUCUAAUAUUAAACUAUUGAUAUCUAAUAAAAUGUAGUACUCAUUAAAAAAAUCUCUA
Molecule: messenger RNA, 1582 nt
Organism: Diachasmimorpha longicaudata
Lineage: Eukaryota; Metazoa; Arthropoda; Insecta; Hymenoptera; Braconidae
Product: lipase member H-like
Exons: 8
Coding region: 296-1411 (371 amino acids)
Biological process (GO): lipid catabolic process
Molecular function (GO): lipase activity
Source: RefSeq, a predicted model, not a curated record